GGAGGGGCCGCAGGGCGCCGGGGCGCCUGCGGCGGCGGGCGCGCCGCUCGCGCGGGCGCGGGCGGCGUCGGAGCUCGCGGCGGAGAUCGUGGACGCCCUCGCGGUGGAGGCGGGCGACGCCGAGUGGCGGAGGAGCCAGGUGGAGGCCGCAGCUCAGGCGGGGGAGUCGAGCGCCGAAAUCGAGGCGGUGGUGAAGACCAUCCAGGCCCGCGCCGACGAGGCGCAGGCGGCGAUCGCCGCUGCUCGCAGCAGCAUCGACGAGCAGAUCGGGCUCGCCAGGAAGCUCCCGGAGGAGAAGCAGAAGGCGGUGUUGCUCGAGAUAGCGCCCAUGCGCAAGCGGGUCGUCGAGGCGCAAAGGAAGUUAAAUCCAUACAAGCGUGCCCGUGCAGAGUAUGACCAGGGGGUGAAAGCCAGAGCGGAUCUGGAGGCGUUGCGCGGCAAGGUGGCAUCUGUCGAGGCCGACGUGGAGGGCGUCGCGGCCGCGCUCACAUCUCAAGCCGCCUUCGAGGACGAGGCGGCCGCCGUGGAGGCGUCGGUGCAGCCCACGGUAGCCAGGGCAGCGAAGCUGCUCCAGUUCCUCGAGCGCCGUGCGGAGGCGGCGGCUGACACGGCGCACCGGCAGGGCCUCUCCGCGCUGCGGCAGCGCGCGGCGGCCGCGUGCGGGAGGCUGGCGGAGCUCCGCUCGCAAGCCCGCGAGCAGCGCCAGCGGGCUCUGGGCCAGCUGCUGGUCCGGCGGGCGGAGGCGGAGGCCAAGAAGGCGGAGGCGUGGCAGGAGAAGAUCGCGGAGGCGCAGAAGCCUUGGGCGGGCGGGCGCGAGGUCGUGCCGGCAGAGGAGGCCACACCGUGCCUGGAGUCGUGCACCGCGCUGGCGCGCCAGGCGGAGCCCGCCGCGCUCGCGGCGAAGACGGCGGCGCUGGAGGCACUGGUGGAGGCGCGGCAGCUCGCCGACGGCGCCUCGCGCCUGCAGGUGGUGGCCGAGCUGCAGGGGAUCCAGGCGCGCGCCGAGGCCAUGGCGCUGAAGAUCACCCAGCUGAAGGUGGACACCUUCGCCCGCACCGUGCGGCUGCAGAUGGCGGACUUCCUCGAGGGGGUGGUGCGCGCGGAGCGGGAGGUGGCGGCCGUGGUCGAGGCGUCGGGGGCGCUCUGCAGGGACGACCUCGAGACCGUCGCCCCCGAGGCGCUGCGCGCAGCGGGGGCUGCCGCGCUCGCCGCCGAGGCGCCCGCCAAGGCGGCAUGCGCGGCAGCGCGGCAGGCACUGGAGGCGUGCCAGAAGAACCCGAGGAACCGCGAGUCGCCCGCCUUCCAGUCGCAGCUGGGCCACCUGCGAGCCCGGCUGGAGGGGGCCGAGCGCGAGCUGCGAGGCCUCGCGGCCGCCGCGCGCGAGGCCGAGGCCAGCCAGCGCCGGCUGCUCGACCACCGGGCCAGCCUCGACCGCCUCGAGGCCGCGGUGGCGGAGGCCGAGCUGCAGGCACUGCCGCUGGGCGACGAGAGCGAGGCGGAGCAGGGCGGGGAGGCCGGGCGGGCGGGCGCGGUGGUGGCCGCCGCGCGGGCGCUGGCCUCCUGGUGGCGCACCUGCGACGAGCUCGCCGAGAGCCCCCACGGCGCCCUGCAGCUGGCGGCCGGCAGGCUGCGGCAGAGGGGCCGGGAGGUGCAGGCGCGGCUGGACGGCGCCAAGGAGCUGGUGCGGGGCGAGCUGGAGCGCGCCGAGGCGCAGCUGCUGCGGGAGGAGGGCCGCGAGAGGCUGGAGGCCGCGGAGGGGGCGCUGGCCCGCGCCGAGGAGGCGGAGGGCCCCUUCCUCAUCGGCCUGGAGCUCGACCCCGGCGGCGCGGCGGAGGCCCUCGCCGCCUGCGAGGUGGCGGCGGUGGCGGCGCGGCGCGCCCUCUCUGCGGCGACGUCCUUUGUGGAGGCGAGGCAGAAGGAGGUCUCGGCGUACGCGCGCCAGCACGGCGCAGAGGAGGAGCUGGCCGCGUUGCGCCGACGGUGCGAGGUCGUGGGGGAGCGGCUGGCCCAGCUCGAGGGCGACACCGCGGCGCGCCGGCGGGGCGCCCUCUGACGCGCCCUGGGCAGCGCAGGGUCACCGCCGCCGCCGCGGCCAGGGCCGCUAUGAGCUUAGACGGUGGGGGGGAGACGGAGG
Prorocentrum cordatum is the source of this 2134-nucleotide messenger RNA. Lineage: Eukaryota; Dinophyceae; Prorocentrales; Prorocentraceae. The record is from the annotation of a GenBank genome assembly.